AUGAAUUGGCCGCCGCUGACCCCCGAGUGCUCCCAGGCGGUUGCAGACGUCCUGAAGGAUGUUGCGCAGCAGCGGCCGAAGGACCUCUUCGGCUUCGUCAUAGCAGAGUUCCAGAAGAAGAGCACGCUGGAUCCGAGUGAAUUCGAAGCCCACUUCUUGGAAUGCAAGCGGCAGUCUCGCACCUACGUGCUGGAAGACCGGUGUCCUGCCAACGAGGAUCCCAUGGUCUGGGUUCCCAUGCGCUACAACGAUGACACCAUCCUGAAACAGCAGAAGCUGGCCCACGAGCUCUGGAUGGACGUCCUCUCUGUCGAGGAGCUCCCGACCGGGAAGGAGCUCUUCGAUAGGGCUCUCGUCGCUUACCCUGAGCUGAACUACUUGCGGGACUCCCCGGCCGAGGUAGCGCCGUCCUAG
This is a messenger RNA of Symbiodinium sp. CCMP2592, 414 nucleotides long. The record is from the annotation of a GenBank genome assembly. Lineage: Eukaryota; Dinophyceae; Suessiales; Symbiodiniaceae.